ACGUAUACAUUCAAAAAUUUGAAAAUGGAUCAGGACCUUUAUCUACUAUUGGGAGUAGGCAAAAGAGCCACAGAAGAUGAGAUCGCAAAGGCCUAUAGGCGUAUGGCACUGAUAUACCAUCCGGACAAGAACGAUCAUCCCGAGUCUGUGGAGCAUUUCAAGAAGAUACGAGCUGCCUUCGACGUGCUGUCCAACAAGUGGACUCGAGCAGACUAUGAUAGACAACAUAGAACAAAGCCAAAGCCUGAAAAUCGGAAGCCGACACAUAGCACCACUCAACAGAGCACGGCACUGAAUAUAUUCCCUACCCUUUGUGUCAUUGGUGGAGCCAUUUUCGGCGCGGCUAUAGCCAUCUCUACCAACAAAUGGUUCAACAGUGAGGAAUCGGAAGGCAGCGAUAAAGAAUCGAAAAACGACAAAUAAAUCUGUUUAACUUAUACCAAAACUCAAGUGAAAAUAUAUGUCAGUAUCUGCCUUCUAAAAUGAA
Messenger RNA from Drosophila persimilis, 487 nucleotides. Its product is annotated as protein HLJ1-like. The transcript has 2 exons. The record is from RefSeq and is a predicted model, not a curated record. Bases 25 to 423 code for a protein of 132 amino acids. NCBI's taxonomy places the organism in Eukaryota, Metazoa, Arthropoda, Insecta, Diptera, Drosophilidae. Gene Ontology annotation, molecular function: misfolded protein binding; protein-folding chaperone binding. Gene Ontology annotation, cellular component: endoplasmic reticulum.